AUGAGACUUCGCAAAGCCGCUCGCGUCAUUCUCGUCGGUGCCCCGGGUGUUGGGAAAGGAACGCAGUCUGAACGGCUACUCCAACGGUUUCCGCAGAUCCAGUCCAUUAGCACUGGAGAUCUGCUUCGCAACAAUGUCAAGCACCGGACCCCUCUCGGUAUCAAGGUCGAGAACACUAUGAAGUCCGGCGGGUUGGUUGCCGAUGAUCUGAUUAUGCGCCUGAUCUCCAACGAAAUGUACAAGAACGGAUGGUUGCUUAACAGCCGCAGAAGGCCCCAGGUCAUGACGCUCUCCUCCUCCUCGGCCGCGGUGGACUCGUUCUACGAAGAGCACAUGGAUGACUGGGUGACGGCGUCGGGCGUGCUCGAUAGCCACUCUGCCCCCGAAGCCUCCGAGGACCCUGCGGCCUCUUUCAUUCUUGACGGUUUCCCGAGGACGGCAACCCAGGCUGCGGUGUGCGACAAGCUCAUCCCCAUAAACCUGGUCGUCUCUCUGAAAACCCCGUUCAGCGUGGUGAUGGAGCGCAUUUCCGGCCGCUGGGUCCAUGAACCCUCGGGCCGUGUGUAUAACACCACUUUCAACGCCCCAAUGGUGUCCGGCAAGGACGAUGUCACCGGAGAGCCUCUCACGCAGCGCCCGGACGACACCGAGGAGGUUUACAGGGAGCGUUUCCGCAAGUUUCAGGAGACCAGCGAGCCCCUUCUCGAGCACUACGACAAGAAGGGCGUUCUCUGGGAGGUCGAGGGUAUGAGCAGCGACGAAAUCAGUCCCUUGCUUUUCGACGAAUUUGAGCGACGCUUUGUUCAUUGA
Messenger RNA from Colletotrichum graminicola M1.001, 810 nucleotides. RefSeq names its product adenylate kinase. Gene Ontology annotation, molecular function: AMP kinase activity; ATP binding. The record is from RefSeq and is a predicted model, not a curated record. Gene Ontology annotation, cellular component: cytoplasm; mitochondrion. The coding region runs from base 1 to 810 and encodes 269 amino acids. The transcript is spliced from 2 exons. NCBI's taxonomy places the organism in Eukaryota, Fungi, Ascomycota, Sordariomycetes, Glomerellales, Glomerellaceae. Gene Ontology annotation, biological process: nucleobase-containing compound metabolic process.